Brassica napus (rape) is the source of this 453-nucleotide messenger RNA. RefSeq lists its product as uncharacterized. Gene Ontology annotation, molecular function: RNA-DNA hybrid ribonuclease activity; nucleic acid binding. The transcript is spliced from 2 exons. The record is from RefSeq and is a predicted model, not a curated record. The coding region runs from base 1 to 453 and encodes 150 amino acids. Lineage: Eukaryota; Viridiplantae; Streptophyta; Magnoliopsida; Brassicales; Brassicaceae.
AUGUGUCUGAGAUACUUACCCAAUGCUGCUGCCCUUAGAACAUCUGCAGCAAUAAACGCAGCGUGGGAUGCCAACACCGGAAAAUGUGGUAUAGGAGGUGUCUACUCGGGUGAAGUCCUGAAUCAUCCUCCGGCCUUCUCCGGAGCUUGUGGUCAUGUAUCAUCGGCUAUCAUGGCGGAAGCCAUUCCCGUUCAUCGCGCGGUCUCUAAUGCCAUGUUCUCAAACGUCCGAUCCCUGGCGGUUCUCUCUGAUUCAUCUUCCCUCAUCAAGUUAUUGAAGGCGGAGGAGCAUCUACCUGAACUGUUCGGUAUCAUGUUUGAUAUCUAUCACUAUGUUUCUCUCUUUGAUGUCAUCUCCUUUAGUUUUAUCUCUCGUAAUUUCAAUUCCGAGGCAGAAUCUGCUUUCGCUGGCUCUGUAAUGAGCUCUGUAAUGAACUCCGCUUUAGGAGAGUAA